GGCAUCUCGAAAAACAUGACUUAUUUAAUGAUAUAGAGAAAAAAAAAAUCAAGAGAUCCUCUCAAGGCAAUAAACAGGGAGAGUUUUUAAUAUCAAAUUUUCAACCCACGAAAGAGGCAGGAAGUGCCAUCCCUUUGGCUGGUUUUGCCCUCGAUUUUUCCCUUUUUCCCUUUUCCCUUAACCCCCCUACCGCCCACUGGAAUGUUGAUCCAACUUCAGCCUCCUAACACCACACCACUCUUCGGCCUUGGAAGUUCUCUCUAUCUCUCUGUCUCUUCUCUUAGGCUGACGCAACCAAGGGGCUGGAUCUAAGGUUAGGUCUCACGAUGAUCGGUGGCCAGGUGCCGCGAGGGGCGGGCUACCCUCAAGGGAGGCGGAGGAGCAGGAGUCACAGGAGGAGACCAGACUUGCUUGCUGUUGUAUAGGGCAAGCUAUGUGAUCACCUCUGGCAAGACGUCGUCAUGUCUUUGCCAUCUUUUCUCCCCGCCCCCUCUUCAUUCUUUUUCCCCUCCUGCUCCUCCACCACGCCUUCUUCUCGUCCAUCCUCUCCUAUGCGUGUGUGUGUGUGUGUGGAUGUUCGGAUACAGAACAAAGCUUGCCUGGGUUGGAAUCACGGACUUGGCACCCCACGACCGUUUGUGAUAUUCGACCAUGCUGGCUGCUGGGAGGCCCUCGCUCCCCUUCCUCCCCCUCUUCUUCCUCUCCAGAGCGGCUGUUGUAGCCAGCGCACCCACGCUCUCUUUUCCCCUCAACUCACAGGUCCCUCCUGUGGCCAGGAUAGGAGAGCCUUUCUCCUUCGAGUUCUCCCCUUCGACCUUCACCUCGUCUUCCGGCUCCAGCUUGUCCUACUCGCUCGUCGACCCUCCUUCCUGGGUCUCUCUUGAUAGUGAGAGUCGCACGCUCUACGGAACACCAGAGGACGGUGAUAUAGUUGAUCCAGAAACGGUGGUCGGGGUCAACAUCACCCUGGUGGCGACAGACGCAACCGGGUCGACCUCUGACGAUGCGACGCUGGUGGUGUCUCGAAAUCAGGGCCCUGUGGUCCAGAUUCCCAUAUCUGACCAGAUACAGGGGUUUGGGAAGUACUCGGAGCCGUCAUCGAUCCUCUGCAACCCAGAGGAAGACUUCAAGUUCACCUUUGCAGCCGACACUUUCUCUGACGUCGAGACCUCGGUGUUGAAUUACUACACGGUCAUGCUCAACAACAACAGCCCUCUGCCGGCGUGGAUCUCGUUUGACCCGGGCACCCUCGCCCUCGCAGGGACCACGCCUCCCUUCAGCUCUCUGGUCGAGCCCCCCCAGACUUUCUCCAUGAAGCUCAUCGCAUCCGACGUCGCGGGCUUCUCGGCUGCCUGGGUCAACUUCUCCAUCGUGGUCGGGACGCACGCCCUGACAACAAGCGACCCCGAAGUCACGCUCAAUGCGACCGUCGGAAAGCCUCUGGCAUAUGAUGCGCUGGCACAAAGCGUUCAGAUUGACCAGAAGGCGGUAGACUCAAACCAGGUCAACGUCACGACGGAGGGUAUGCCUUCUUGGCUCACUCUCGAUCCUGCGUCAUGGGAUAUUAGUGGCACGCCUCCAGAUGAUUCGCAGCCGACGACGACGUUCAUGGUAACCAUGGAAGAUGCAUUUGCAGAUAUCCUGAACAUCACGUUUAAGCUGCAGGUCACAGGAAGCAGCAGUCUCUUCCAGAGCACGAUUCCCUCUCUGGAUGUCAAGCCUGGAGGGAGUCUGUCUUUCGACCUGACACAGUAUCUCGCAGACCCGUCGGCGGUCGAUGUCACAGCCGACAUAGAACCAGUAGCAUCAUGGCUCUCCUGGGACGCUUCCGCCUUGACUUUGACUGGCAGUGUCCCUCGCACAGCCUCUGAGUCAGUCAUCGACGUCACCUUCACUGCACAGCCAAGAACCAAUGCAAGAUUCAGAAGGGAUGGGACAAGAGGUCAGUCUCAGGAACUGGUGAUCGAGAUUCAGUCGGCCUCGUCCUCAUCGUCCAUCACCGGAACUGCCUCAAGCACGAGCUCGCGGCCAGCAUCAGCCCCGUCAACGUCGUCGUCUAAGAGCAGCGAUGACACCACUAGUUCAUCCUCUGCCAAGCGGUCCCCAAAUUGGACCAUUGUGGCCAUUGUUAUCUCUGCCGUCGCGGCCUUUGCGCUCGUCGCAUGCAUCUGCUUCUGGUUUUGUCACAGGAAGAACAAGCAGCAACAACAAUCACGGAGUGACCUUGACAGCGCGUUCUACAUCUCUGCACCUCUACCAGAGAGCCUGAUCUACACACCCGGGGUGGAAGUCGGCUCUCCAGACCCCCAGCACAACACAGUCUCGUCCCACUUCAGCAACGAGAAAGACAAGUCGAAGCCCAAAAAGGCGAGCAAUCUCCGCACGGAGUUAACCCCGUCCCCCAUCCCGCCCGUCGCACCGUCACUCGCAGACAUCUAUAACGACGAUGAUGUCGACGACGAGCAGCCGCCGAUGAUGAGCGAGAGUACCACGCCAGCGAACAAAUUGAAGGGCUGGUACGACUCGUUGCGCAGCUUCCGUGUCGCGCACUUACGGCGUGGCCUCGGCGGUGGCAAGGCGAGAGUGUCGGAGAGCUUCUUGUCGGACGACGAGGGCUCGCAUCAGGACCUCGAUCUUGACCUCGAGUUUGCAGGCCCGCCUGUCAUCAGCCUCAGCCACAGCAGCCAGGGCACGUUUCGCAACAACCUCGAGGUCGAGGUGCCCACGCUCUCACCUGGCGGCGGCGGCGGAGGAGACAGCAGCAGUAGCCUCCAGCGUGUGCUGGACCGAUCUCAUAACAAGAAUGACCGAUUCGGCAGCCUUCAGGUCAAGAAGGGCAAGAAUACUGCUGUUCUUCCCACACCCGAGAACUCAGAAAGCAGGCUCCCUCGGAACGAUGGCGAUGCUUCGCCUACAAUAGGCCAGGCCGUCUCCCCCCUCGACGAGAGAAACCCAUUCAACUCCCACCCGAUCUCGCCCAUCUCUCCUCCCACCGCUGCCGGCAUCAGCGCCAGCGUCAGCACAGGUCCGCCAAGACCUCCCCCAGCAGCACUGUCAUCGUCAUCAAUGCGAAGGCCAAGGGCGGCCUCUGAGUUCCAGCUCCGCACGCAGCCAGCUCUAAGGCCUGUGCACUCGCAAAAGUCCUUUGCAAGCAUCUCCUCCAUCGACAGCAUGCGCGGCCGCACGCGCAGGCUGGCGGCCAAGACAUCCGCGCAGGCGAAAGGCGCCAUGAGCCUCGCGUCCAUCGCCAUGAAGUCGCCUACGCGGAGGACGCUGGCUAGGCUAGGCAAGAAGCCGAGCCUGCACCUGCGGCGGUCCAAACGGGCCCACCGUGGGGUGCUGGAGAGUGUUGAUGACGAUGGAGCCGAGGAAAGCAGCAGGCAGGCGUCGGUCCGUAGCCCGGCGGCUGGGCUUGGGAUCCAGAAUGGCGGUGGCGGCAUCGGUGCGUACCUGAGCCCGAGGUUGUGGCCCCAGCCCGCAGGCCCAGGUGACUCGGUCAGUCCCGUGCCGAUGCCCUCGGCGCCGGACCCCGUCGCCCUUGACAGCGAGAGGCAUCGCAGGCGAAGCGGUCGCAUGAACGGUAGUGCGAGUAGUUCGAGUGGUGGGAGCAGGGAGGCGGGCGGGAUGCGUCUUGCCCAGCAGGCCCAGAACUCGCCAGGCAUCCCACGGCGCCCUGUGGCCAGCAGUCCAUUAGCUGCUACUGCUUCUGCUGUUGCUGCCAGCAAGAAGAAGGCGGCCGGUGUGGCCGUACGCGCACCAUCCACUCCAGACGCAGUGGCGACGCCGUCUCCGUCUGCACAGGGCCUUGGCAUCUCCAUCUACGAGGACAUCGUCAGCAGCUCGCCCUUCCACCCGUCGAAGGACGGUGGGGACCGCGAAGGGUCGUGGGUGACGAGCCAGGCGGGCAGCACGUCCGAGCUAGGCCUAUCCCUUAGUUCCAGGCCCGACCUGCGGGAGCACUCCGCCGUGCCGAUGGCGGCGAGCCGGUCCGGACACAGUGCUGCCACCACCAGGAGCACACCCGGGGUGGCUGGCACCGCGGGGAGCACGGGCCCCAACUGGAUCUCGUUCGACGAGGUCGUGGACGAGGAGAGCCCUGUGAUCCAGCCGCUGAUGGGUGGAAGUUCGCUACCGGCUUUGAUGGAGGGAGGAGACCUGGAAGAAGCGUCUGGUGGCAGUGAACGGUCGGGAAAAAGCGAGGCUUCGAGUAAUGUCAGAGCCUUUGUCUGAAGCUGUGCUGUCCUUUGUCUCUCUUUUGUUUUCAUUUUGUUUUACGUGGCAUGAUCCCCGGCCAAUCUAUGGCGUCAUUAAUAUUGAUAUCUUGGGUAAAUCUACUUGUCUCUGAACGAUUCGGACAGGGUGAUUCUGAUAAGAGCAGCUACUUUUUGCCAACAUGAUGAUGCAAGGCAGAGAGCGCAGGAUACUAGUGCAUUCAAAUCUAUUAGCAAG
This is a messenger RNA of Cryphonectria parasitica EP155, 4449 nucleotides long. RefSeq lists its product as uncharacterized. NCBI's taxonomy places the organism in Eukaryota, Fungi, Ascomycota, Sordariomycetes, Diaporthales, Cryphonectriaceae. The record is from RefSeq and is a predicted model, not a curated record. Gene Ontology annotation, molecular function: calcium ion binding. Gene Ontology annotation, cellular component: membrane. The transcript has a single exon. The coding region runs from base 652 to 4230 and encodes 1192 amino acids.